Messenger RNA from Lotus japonicus, 1229 nucleotides. RefSeq lists its product as uncharacterized. Bases 110 to 1027 code for a protein of 305 amino acids. The record is from RefSeq and is a predicted model, not a curated record. The transcript is spliced from 7 exons. Lineage: Eukaryota; Viridiplantae; Streptophyta; Magnoliopsida; Fabales; Fabaceae.
ACAUUCUCCACCGUGGCUGGUGGUGCUGCAACCAACCCCACCGCGCAAUACACAUACGCAAUGGUGGUGGUAGAUUCAGAGCUCAAACACUCACUGAAACGAAGAAACCAUGAACAUGGAAGCGUCAGAGUUGGAUGAAGCCAUGAAAGUGCUGGACUCUUGUUUAUCCCUCAUCAAUUGGCGCCUCAAACCUUAUUCCAAGCGUCGAUUACAAUUAGAUAUUCUUGCACUCUGUACCAGAAUGAGACCAGUUGUUAUGGUUGAUUAUGGAGGAAUCAUGCCUCAACUUCAACACCAUCUCUCUUCACUCCUCCACCUUGCUCACAAGGAGUCACCCAUUUUUGAGCAUAUAAGAGUGAUGGUUAUACAAGACAUGAUAUACUUGAUACAUGCAACUGAACUAGCUCACUAUGUCACUUCAUGCUUGAACUCUCAACCCAAAUUGCUCUUUGUGGACCUGGAACAUGAUCCCCCAAAGUUGAUAACACAAAUAGAGGAAAGCCAACUAGCGAUGCAGUUCGUGUCGAUUCAGAAGCAGUUUUUGACAGUGUUUUCUUCUGAGGGGAUCACUGAUCCCUCGCCAUCCCAGGAAGCGAAAUGUGUGGAUGAUGCUAACUCCUCUGUUGGGUGUUCUAACUCUAGUUCUACUGACUGCAUUGAUCUCAGUAACUUCUUGGACAACACUGAUGUGAUUGUGCCAACCUUGAAUGGAUGGCUUCUAGGCUACCCAGUGGUGUAUCUGUUUGGCAAGGAGCAUAUAGCUGAUGCCAUUUAUAAUCUGUCGACCAAAUAUCUUCAUAUUUUCCAAGUGUUUGUCUGCAGGAAUAGUACUCUCAAGAAAGGAACUCAAGCUGAAGAACUGUUAAGCUUUACAGUGCCUUAUGAUCUAAGCAUGAGGGGGAGUAAUGAAGAAUGGGUAGAGGCUUUUAUGGCUCACAUGCGUGCAAAGUGGGAAAGAUGUCCAAAUGCUUGGAAGUCGUUAAAGAUGGAGGUUAGUGAGUGUCAUCCUCAAGCUAUCGUGCUUUAGUAUUAGUUGUCACCUCAUCUAGGUUCUACCUUUGCUGAAUAGAAUUUGAAUCCCCCAAAAAGGUAUAUGAUGUACUUUGAAAAGUGUACUUAAAUUAUUUUAGUUGUUGAAGGAUAUAUGAUUCUGAAAUUGCUACUUGCGACAUGGACUACUUAUAAAGUGUACAUGGGAGUUUCAAAAAUAAAGAAUAUAUAGUUUGUUA